Messenger RNA from Cicer arietinum (chickpea), 3478 nucleotides. RefSeq lists its product as uncharacterized. NCBI's taxonomy places the organism in Eukaryota, Viridiplantae, Streptophyta, Magnoliopsida, Fabales, Fabaceae. Gene Ontology annotation, biological process: RNA modification. The record is from RefSeq and is a predicted model, not a curated record. Gene Ontology annotation, molecular function: protein binding; RNA binding.
UCUAUUAUAUGUCUCAUAUUUUUCUUCCUUUUCAAUUUCUUCUUGCAACCAAAUAUAUCCUUGAUUCAAGCUAACUCAUUACAUCAAUUCCCUUUUUACAAUAAAAAAAGAGUGGGCAAUUCACUUGGCAGAAAAUUAGUAACACUCCCUAUUUUUUCUAUUACAUAUAGGUAUUUCAAAAGUAUAUUUUCAAAUGAAAAAAAUUGUCUGGAAAAUUAUUUUCGAAUGACAAAAUAUAGCUUUGUAAAUAAACUUCCUAAAGAACUAGAAAUAGUAAUGGAUAAAACUUGCCUACAAUUUGAAUAAUCAUACUAGGUAUUAUUUUGCACUUAAAACAUCAUUGUUAAGAUUCUAAAGACAAUUGUGAGAGUUAUGAUAAAACCUUUUUAGUGCAAAAUAGCAUUACAUUCUAAACUUUGAUAAGUUUUAUUCAUUCUCUAUUGAUUUUUGGUCACUAAUAUUUAUAAGUUGACAAACAAAAUAUUGAUUAAGAUUUUGGAAGUGUUUAAAUGAUAAGAAUAAGAAUCCACGAUUUGAACGUUAGGAUGUUUUCACACUUUCAACUCCAUUUUCGCUCCCUAAUGCAUUUCAAAGCCUCAAUUUCCACCCACCCAGAAAAAGCUUUAUUUGAAACACUUAAUUCGGAAGCUCGCAAAUGUAAUGCGGAUAUCACGUUUCUGGGACGUCGUGGCAAGCUCAAAGAAGCAAGGAAACUGUUCGACGAAAUGCCUCACCGAGAUACCGUUUCUUAUAACUGUAUGAUCACUGUUUAUCUGAAGAAUAAGGAUCUACACGAAGCCGAAAAGGUAUUCAAAGCAAUGCCCCAUAGAGACAUUGUUGCUGAAUCUGCAAUGAUUGAUGGGUAUGUUAAAGUUGGGCGCUUGAACGAUGCACGUAAGGUGUUUGAUAAUAUGACUGAAAGGAAUGCGUUCUCCUGGACCAGUUUGAUUUCUGGGUAUUUAAGCAGUCGAAGAAUUGAUGAAGCUUCGACUUUGUUUGAUCAAAUGCCUGAGAGAAAUGUGGUGUCGUGGACUGUAAUGGUUUCGGGCUUUGCUCGCAAUGGGUUGAUGGAACGUGCCAGGAAGUUUUUUGAUCUCAUGCCUGAAAAGAACACCAUAGCUUGGACAGCGAUGGUUAAGUCAUAUCUUGACAAUGGCUACUUCAAUGAGGCCUAUAACCUCUUCCUUGAGAUGCCCGAAAGGAAUGUUCGUUCUUGGAACAUCAUGAUCUCGGGUUGUUUGAGUGCCAAUAGAGUUAAUGAGGCUAUACAUUUAUUUGAAUCGAUGCCAGAGAGGAAUCAUGUUUCAUGGACGGCUAUGGUUUCGGGUUUGGCACAAAACAAGAUGAUUGGGUUUGCGCGGAAGUAUUUUGAUCUCAUGCCUUAUAAAGACAUUGCUGCAUGGUCUGCAAUGAUCACUGCAUACGUGGAUGAAGAGUUCGUGGAUGAAGCUCGCGAGCUUUUCAACUCGAUGCCCGAGAAGAAUAUUGUGACUUGGAACACGAUGAUAGAUGGUUAUUCAAGGAAUGGUGAUGUUGGGGAGGCCUUAAGGCUCUUUAUUUUGAUGCUUAGAUCUUACUUUAGACCCAAUGAAACCACUAUGACCAGCGUGAUCACUUCCUGUGAUGGCAUGGUGAAGAUCAUGCAAGCUCAUGCUAUGGCCAUAUCUCUAGGGUUUGAGCAAGACAUUUGGCUUGCAAAUUCUCUUAUUACCUUGUAUUCCAAGAGUGGGGAUAUUUGCUGUUCUAGGCUUGUUUUUGAACAACUAAAAUCAAAAGAUGUAGUGUCAUGGACUGCAAUGAUAGUAGCCUAUGCAAAUCACGGACAUGGUCAUCAUGCAUUACAGGUAUUUGCACGCAUGCUAGUAUCAGGAAUCGAGCCAGACGAGGUCACCUUUAUAGGACUCUUAUCAGCCUGUAGUCAUGCUGGUCUUGUCAACCAAGGUAGGAGAGUGUUUGAAUCAAUUAAGGGUAUUUAUAAUAUAAAUCCUAAGGCUGAACACUAUUCCUGCCUUGUAGACAUUCUAGGUCGAGCUGGACUUGUGGAUGAAGCCAUGGAUGUAGUAUCUUCUAUCCCUCCUUCUGAGAGGGAUGAAGCUGUUCUUGUGGCAUUGCUUGGUGCAUGCAAGCUUCAUGGGGAUAGUACUGUAGUAAAUUCAAUUGGUGAGAAGCUAUUAGAGUUAGAAUCAUCUAGUUCUGGGGGAUAUGUACUACUAGCUAAUACAUAUGCUGCAGAAGGGCAAUGGGUUGAGUUUGCACAAGUGAGGAAAAGAAUGAGAGAGAGGAAUGUGAAGAAAAUUCCAGGAUUUAGUCAAAUACAAGUAAAUUGGAAAAAUCAUACAUUUUUUGUUGGGGAGAGAUCUCAUCCCCAGGUUGAAGAAAUUUACAGAUUGUUGAAUCUGAAUCUUCAACCUUUGAUGAAGGAAAAUGGUUUUACACUAGAUAAUAUAUUCCCUAUAGCUUAGUUAUCAGUAAUUUAAGACUAACCAAAGUUACAUCUCACCCAAAAGAAUUGUAUAUUUACCAACACGGUGUAGUACAUGUGGUAGAUACUUAGGUCCUUUAAUUAACCAUUUAAUCGAGAGUUCAAUUCCUGACCGACAAUUAUGGAAAAAUAAUAUUGAGAGAUGUCAAUCCCUUAAAUAGAUUUCAGUUAUUUUGAGGGAUUAGUUGUUACAAUUGUGUGCAAGGAUACCUUGGUUUACUAAAAAAUAUGUUUUAUAGUGGGUUACAAUGAGUGCCACUGGUUUUUCAACUUACACCAAUUCCUUUUAAGAGGGGUGUUUUGGGAUCGGAGGAAGACUCUUGUUUUUGGAAAUGAAUGAGCCACACAAGCGUUGGAAGAGAGAACUAAAAAAAGUUUAAAAGUGAAAGUGUUACUUACCGUUUAGCUCCAAAGUCCAAAUGAAAUUCAAAUAAACAAACCACUUAUCAUUCAAUUCUAAUAAUAGAAUUCCCAAAAGUUGUUGGUGUCACUGUUUCUUUUUUCUUUAUCUUUAUGUUGUGGUCCAAAUAGGAAUGACAAGAUUCAGAGGUGACCAUGACCAUGAUAUCCAAAUUACAUUAUGAUUAAUAGACUAUUAAAAGUGAGGGUGUCAAAACAAUUAGAAAAUGCCAAAACUAUGCCUCUUAAACAACCACAUGAAACAUACCAACAAAAUAGCCACCAUAAAAGCAGGCGCUUGUAUUAAGGAAGGAUAAUUCAUGAAUUGACAGUGAUGGCAGCAUAUUGGAACAAGAUUAGAUAGUCAAGCUCAUAAUGCAUAGUACUAAUAUAAGUUCAACCCCUUUAUAAAACUUUGAUUUGACCAGGUCAAAUGUAACUAUAGAAGCAAACAAUAAGAGAUGUUUCUUUUUUGUUGGCUAGCAAGCAACAAGUUUUUGGGGAUACAAGGAACCUUUCCCCUUUACCUUCUUUUGAUAAGCAAGAGGUUCACCAAUAACUUCUCUUAUGUCAUUCACAAAAGGAUAGAUUCCAUAA